Molecule: messenger RNA, 609 nt
Organism: Penicillium samsonianum
Lineage: Eukaryota; Fungi; Ascomycota; Eurotiomycetes; Eurotiales; Aspergillaceae
Exons: 1
Coding region: 1-609 (202 amino acids)
Source: RefSeq, a predicted model, not a curated record
AUGCAAGUAUCGCGCACAGUCUACCGCGCCGCUCUCCUCCACUUAUCCGUUAACCCCUUCGUGCGCGCCUCAAUUCCAGCGGUCACUACUACCUGGACGUCCCUCAACCCGGCAAACCAAGCCCCAAACACCCGGCUCUACAGCAUCCUCUUCCCGCAGUGCACAACCACCUUCAAAGCAUCAGACUGCACGCGCCAAACACGCACAAUGUAUGACUCAAGCUCGAACUCCGACUCCGCAGCCGCUGCAUCCUCAGACCCCGCAACCCAAAACGCAGACACCCAAAACCAAGAGACCCAAGAACAAGAAUCCCAACCCCAAAAGAACCUCUACCUCCCCGCCAGCGACCCCUCAAAUCCUAUUGCGAACCAACAAGGCGAUGGGAGCAUCAAACUCGACAUGAGCGGAGGCGGGACGCAAGUGAAAUUGGAUCAUCUAGGUCCGAUGGUUGUCAAUGUGGAUGGGACGUUGUCGCAGAUUGGGAACUGGCAGCAGAUGACCGAGAUUGAGAAGAAUAAUACUCUGCGCGUUCUUGGGAAGCGGAACCAGAAGCGGUUGGAGGCUUUGAGGGCUAAGGAGAAGGCGGACGGAGCGUCGGGUGAGGCUUGA